This is a messenger RNA of Camelina sativa (false flax), 1259 nucleotides long. Its product is annotated as transcription factor bHLH71. NCBI's taxonomy places the organism in Eukaryota, Viridiplantae, Streptophyta, Magnoliopsida, Brassicales, Brassicaceae. Gene Ontology annotation, molecular function: protein dimerization activity; RNA polymerase II cis-regulatory region sequence-specific DNA binding; DNA-binding transcription factor activity, RNA polymerase II-specific. Gene Ontology annotation, biological process: regulation of transcription by RNA polymerase II. The record is from RefSeq and is a predicted model, not a curated record.
CAAUGAUACUUGGUAAUUCAAUAAGGGAAUAAACGACGUCAAGAGCAAUGACUCUAGAAGCUUUAUCAUCAAAUGGUCUCUUAAACUUUUUGCUCUCCGAAACUCUUUCACCAACUCCAUUCAAGUCUCUCGUUGACCUCGAGCCACUGCCGGGAAAUGAUGUCAUCAUAUCCAAGAACACAAUUAUGGAUGAGAUAUCUCAUCAAGAACCUCCACCACCGCGACCACCACCGGCCACGAAUCGAGGGAAGAAGCGGAGGAGGAGGAAACCUAGGGUUUGCAAAAACGAAGAAGAAGCUGAGAACCAACGAAUGACUCACAUUGCCGUCGAGAGAAAUAGGAGAAGACAAAUGAAUCAACAUCUCUCUGUCUUACGAUCUCUCAUGCCUCAACCUUUUGCUCACAAGGGUGAUCAAGCUUCAAUAGUAGGUGGAGCCAUAGAUUUCAUCAAAGAACUCGAACACAAAUUACUAUCUCUUGAAGCUCAAAAGCUUCAUAAUGCUAAACUAAACCAGUCGGUUACUACUUCAACAAGUCAAGACUCAAACGGCGAACCGGAGAAUCCUCAUCAACAGUCUCCGCUGUCGAUAUCACAGUUCUUUCUUCACUCUUACGAUCCGAGCCAAGAGAGUAGGAACGGCUCAACAAGCUCGGUGAAAACCGCUUUGGAAGAUCUCGAGGUGACUCUAAUCGAAACUCAUGCUAACAUCAGAAUCUUGUCGAGGAGGAGAGGUUUCCGGUGGAGCACGAUGGCCACUGCUAGGCCACCGCAGCUUUCGAGGCUGGUGGCUGCUCUACAAUCGCUUUCACUCUCGGUUCUUCACCUUAGCGUCACAACAAUGGACACUUACGCUAUUUACUCCAUCAGCGCUAAGGUGGAAGAGAGUUGCCAGCUAAGUUCAGUAGAUGACAUUGCAGGAGCAGUUCACCACAUGCUAAGUAUCAUUGAAGAGGAGCCUAUUUGUUGCUCAUCAAUGUCAGAACUACCCUUUGAUUUCUCUUUGAAUCACACAAAUGCCACUCAUUCUCUCUGAGAAAUCUUUUUUUUUUGUUCCUUUUUUUAACAUUUAGUUUUAUUUUUUACAUCUUUUUGUGUUCAGAAUAAAGAAAACUCACUUCUUUCUUUUUAAUUUCCUAGGUUCUUUUCUGACUCUUGUAAAGGCUAAAUGUGAAUUAUGUGGAUUAUAGUGGCCCUUAAUAUGUUCGUUGUUUGACUCUUCUUUUCAUGCAUUUCUGAUAGUAAGUUAUAAAUUAGUACA